UUCAUUGCCUUUUCAUAUUUCUUAUUAUUCUCGCUCUUCUUUUUCACCCCCCACCCCUCUUGGUGUUCUUUUAUUUGUGUGUUAAUUGGUGAGUGGAAUGCUUCUUCACAGGUGCUUAGAAUGAACGGUGUUCACCACAACAACAAAAAUCAUGAUUUCGCGGAAAUGUAUCCAGGGUGCUCGGGAAGGGUUACGAACCUCUUAGAGUUGAACAUGGGUGUGCCAGCUAACAAAAUGCUCAAUUGUAAACCGCGCCAGGGAGGUGCGCAUCUCACGAGGAGCAGAUCAGAUGUAACAAGUAUGCGCCCGGCUGUUGAUUCAGUCGGAGAAGAGAUUGUAUUGGAUUUCAAUAGCAGCUUUUCCAACAGAACAUCUAAUAAAACACCAAUGAAAAUGCUCAUUGCCCAAGAGAUGUCUGCAGAAUUUGAUUCCAGUCGCUAUCCUCCUAAUUUAGUUGCAAAAUUAAUGGGCAUUGACGCCCUUCCCCAAAGGGAACCCGGCCCAACCGCACAGAGAAGCCACUCUAGAGUUCAUCCUCAGAAUACUUCUGCGGGUUCCCCUAUGAAUUAUUCAGAGCCACAUAAUGGCUACUUUCACUACAUAGAUCCAAACCAGCACAAAGAUGUUAAUAUAAAAUGGCAGCAAUCACAUAAAUAUGAAGAGAACAUAAAUGACAUGAAGAUGAAUCUUGUCCGCCAGAAGUUCAUCGAGGCCAAACGCCUGUCCAUGGAUGAAAAGCUCCACCAGUCUAAGCAAUUCCAGGAUGCACUGGACGUACUAAGCUCCAACCGUGACUUAUUCCUCAAAUGUCUGCAAGAACCAAACCAGAUGUCGUCCCAGUACCUUCACGGUCCUCCGGAGACGAGGCGGAUUACCGUUCUCAGGCCUUCCAAUGUACCAAACAGCAAUAAUUUCCCCACAGCCAAGUACGGAGAUGAGAAGCAAAUUCAAAAGGGCACCUUUGUCCAGCCGAGUAAUUUGGAGAAAACCCAUCCUGGAAAUUCCACCCAACCGACACGAAUAGUGGUUUUGAAGCCAAGCCCCGGUAAACUACACAAUGUGGAGGCUGUGGGCCCCCUGCAGUCACAUCUACCCAAAAUACUACUCAGUGAGGAAUUUUUUGGGGAUACGGAAGAUGGCAAGUGCCGAGAAUCUAGAAAAGUGGCAAAAUCAAUCACGCGACAUAUGCGCGAAAGACUCGGGGACCACCGCCAUGGAGAAACCUUGGUUUCCUCAGUGUUCUCCUUUAAUGGCUAUGAUGGGGACGAAAGCUUGUUCGAUAAAUCACAAAUUGAGUGCGAAGACGGUGAUCCCAGUGAUUUAGAAGCCACGUCUUCUGCUUCUAGGCGUUCCUGGGAUUAUGCCGAUAGGCUCGGGAGUCUGUACUCAUCUCCUGUGUUUACAAGGGCGUCUUACUCUCCAGAGUCUUCAGUUUGUAGAGAAGCCAAGAAACGUCUGUCUGAAAGAUGGGCAAUGUUGGCCUCCGAUGGGAGCUGCCCAGAACAAAGGCGAUUCCGGAGAAGCUCAAGCACAUUGGGCGAGAUGCUUGCCCUGUUCGAGACAGAGAAGGAAGGUCCUCAAAGAGACGACGAAAGUUGUUUCGAACUCUUUGUGGAUGAGAGGAAAAGAGAAGUUAAUGUGGAUUGCUCACCUAGGAAUUUAAUGAGGUCGAAAUCUGUUCCAGUGUCAUCUACUAUGUUUGGGACAAGGCCGUAUCCGGAUAUUCCUGAGUCAGACAAGAGGAUACUUGAGUCUCCCAGGGAGGAUGUGAAAGAAACUAGUGUUGUGUCGUCAUUCAGAGAGAAAGUUUCCAGUUUAUUUUUUUCAAGAAAUAAAAAAACUGGUAAGAAUAAGUCGGCUGUAUCAGGAACCAAAGAUGAGGCUCGCUUGUUUAAUGGAGAAAUUUGCAGUGAUAAAACUCGAAGUCUGAGUGAGAAAGGGUCGGAUAGUGAUUCACUUCAGCCUAAUCCAACUGGCAAGCAUGGCACUAUAUCCCCUGCGGCUGGACUGGCCAUGGCAGAACCUAUUACAUCUGCAAACAUAUGUGAAAAACACGAUCAGCCAAGUCCUAUUUCUGUGUUAGAUCCACCUCUUGAGGAGAAUGAACAAACAGCAAAGCCUCGUGACCAGAAAGGAGUCAACAAGCUACUUAAUUGUACUGGACCAAGCUUGAUCGACAAAUCACCGCCCAUAGGAUCCAUUGCCCGCACCCUAUCAUGGGACAAUUCGUGUGUGAACACGACGGCCUUAUUGCACCCUGAACCCGAACGAUUUACUGCCGCCCGAAAAACAGAUGAAGAACGAGAUUGUUUUUCCCUCGUCAAGACUUUAUUAUCCACCGCCGGCCACAAAGGCAGGGUGCAGUCCAGCUCAUUUCUUGCCAGGUGGCACUCGCCCGAGAGCCCUUUGGACCCGUCUUUAAAAGACAACUAUAUUGAUGAUUCAAAUGACACGUUGCACGGGGCCAAGCAACGGCAUUAUGUAUCUAUUCAUCAGGAACUCGUGUUUGACUGUGUAAAUGAAGCUUUAAUGGACAUUGCAGGUUGUGAAUUGGGUUCGCGCCAAAAAUCAAUAAACGCAGAUGAUAGAUCCAUUAGGGAUGCGGUGUGGGCCCGGAUGAAAGUGUGGUUCCAAGGCGAGGAGAAUGACUGUGGAGCCCACUACAGCCUGGCUGUGGAGAGGGUCGUGGAGAGGGAGGUGUCGGGGGAGGGGUGGAAUCGUAAUUUCAGUUCGGAAAUGGAUAAUUUAGAGAAAGAAAUCGGAGGGGUGCUGCUGGAGGAGCUAGUGGAAGAGACGGUGGUCGAGUUCACUGGUAGAGGAUCUAACUCUUUUUGUACCCGUAUUCUAAUUUAG
Messenger RNA from Striga hermonthica, 2853 nucleotides. NCBI's taxonomy places the organism in Eukaryota, Viridiplantae, Streptophyta, Magnoliopsida, Lamiales, Orobanchaceae. The record is from the annotation of a GenBank genome assembly.